AUGGGUCAAUCCGAAUCUCGCCCAGUUCUUGCACCAGAAACCUCAAUUGAUGGCCUACCACCAGAGAUCAUUGAAGGUAUCGCACAAUAUCUGGGCCCCGAUGACCUUCAUUCAUUCCACAAGGCAAGCCGGUAUACCCAUAAUAGCACCCUCAUCGUUAUCAGGCGGCUGGCUCUUUCCACGAUGCGAACAGAUCUCUCCACUCCGUCAUUAAACGCCCUCGAUCAAAUAUCUAGGCAGUCCAUCGUGGCCCGCCAUAUGCAAAAGUUAAUGGUCGUCUUAGAUAGCUCACCUCCGGCUAGCGAAGGUAAAACCUAG
Messenger RNA from Aspergillus puulaauensis, 318 nucleotides. RefSeq lists its product as uncharacterized. Bases 1 to 318 code for a protein of 105 amino acids. The record is from RefSeq and is a predicted model, not a curated record. The transcript has a single exon. Lineage: Eukaryota; Fungi; Ascomycota; Eurotiomycetes; Eurotiales; Aspergillaceae.